Molecule: messenger RNA, 1389 nt
Organism: Hydatigera taeniaeformis
Lineage: Eukaryota; Metazoa; Platyhelminthes; Cestoda; Cyclophyllidea; Taeniidae
Source: the annotation of a GenBank genome assembly
AUGGGGGACGGACCAGGUCUAGCAAUCCAGGACGUCAAAACAUUGGACGUUUCCAAGCUUACUCCCCUCACCCCAGAGGUAAUCAGCCGACAGGCUACUAUGAAUAUCGGGACGAUCGGUCAUGUGGCCCAUGGCAAAACAACGGUAGUAAGAGCAAUUUCCACGGUCCACACAAUUCGACAUAAGAAUGAGCUCAUUCGAAACAUAACUAUAAAGUUGGGCUAUGCAAAUGCGAAGAUCUACAAAUGUGAUAGUCCUGAUUGUCCACCGCCUGGGUGCUAUCACUCUUUCGGAAGCGCCAGUCCCGACAUUAUAGACUGCCCUCGUGAGGAUUGCAGGGGAAAACUGCGCUUAAUGAGACAUAUAUCGUUUGUUGACUGCCCUGGUCACGACAUUCUUAUGGCAACUAUGUUGAAUGGUGCUGCUGUUAUGGAUGCUGCAAUUCUUCUGAUUGCGAGUAACGAACCCUGCCCGCAGCCUCAGACCAGUGAACACUUAGCUGCUGUCGAAAUUAUGCAUCUUGACACUAUUCUUAUUCUUCAGAAUAAGAUUGACUUAGUCAAGGAAGCUGCUGCUCGUGACCAGUACGAUCAGAUAGCCACCUUCAUCAAGGGAACGGUUGCCGAGAGCGCUCCAAUAAUCCCGAUUUCGGCUCAGCUCAAGUACAACAUCGAUGUUGUGUGCGACUACAUUGUAAACAGCAUUCCCAUUCCUGUGCGAGACUUCACUUCGGAUCCACGUUUAAUCGUUAUUCGAUCAUUUGAUGUGAACAAACCUGGUUGUGAGGUGGACCAGCUGCGUGGAGGAGUCGCCGGCGGCAGUGUUCUGCGUGGUGUUCUCAAGGUUGGCCAAGAAAUUGAGAUUCGACCUGGCCUAGUGUCGCAGAAGGACGAGUCGGGUCAAGUGAGCUGCCGUCCUAUCCGUUCGUGUAUUCUCUCUUUGUUGGCAGAGCAGAAUGAUCUGGCUUAUGCCGUGCCUGGUGGUCUCAUUGGCGUAGGGACCAAAAUUGAUCCGCAGCUCUGCCGCGCCGAUCGUCUGGUCGGUCAUGUCCUUGGUGCUGUCGGCACAUUGCCUGAAAUAUACGUAGAAUUAGAAAUCUCCUUCUACCUCCUCCGGCGUCUUCUUGGUGUUCGAACUGAGGGCGAUCGAAAGGGCGCCAAAGUUCAAAAACUGACUAAGCGUGAAAUGCUCAUGGUGAAUAUUGGCUCUCUCUCCAGUGGUGGUCACGUUGUUGCAGUGAAAGGAGAUUUGGCGAAGAUUGCGCUCAACACUCCGGUUUGCACUGAAGUCAAUGAGAAGGUGGCUCUCAGUCGUCGUGUUGAGAAACACUGGAGGUUGAUCGGCUGGGGCAAGAUCCGCCGUGGUGUGACAAUUACACCCAAGACCUAG